GAUGAAGAAGUCCGUCAGGUUCGCCGUGGUGUGCGUCGGAGUGUCUCUGCUCAUCUCCUGCCAGUCCGUCGAAGCCUGGUACAAGCAGGUGACCGGACCCAACUACUACUCUGUGGGCCGCGCCUCCGGGCUGCUGUCCGGCAUCAGGAGGUCUCCGACCGUCCGGAGAGCCGAGUCCGAGGAGACGGUGAUGGACAGCGGGGAGGCGGCGGGAAACAACUUGAUCCAAGAGACCARCAGGCAAAUCUCCGUCCUGAAGAACAUGGCCAUCUGCCUGAAGGACAUCUCUCCGAACCUGAAGAGCUGCGAGCUGCUGGAGGACGGGACAGGAACCUUCCAGUGCAAGGCAGACGUCUUCCUCACCCUGGACUCCUUGGACUGCCUGUCCGCAUGAGUCUGCGUGAAUCCUCCUCAUCGUCCUCCAAAAAAGAGAGAAAGAAAGAAAGAAAACAGAGAUAGAAAGAGAGCGAAAAMCCAGAGAUCUUAUCUGGAAAAGCAGAAAAAAAUCAAAACAGAGAUGAGGGAUGGACGGAGAUUUUUGCUUUGAUGACGGACYGUGGCAGACUUUGAAUGUUUUCUCUUAUUUAAAGAAAAAUGCUUAAAAAAAACAUUGUUCGGUUUUGCUUUUGGUUGCAAAGAAAAAAAAAAAUGUAAACAGGGAAAAAAAAACAAUGCCAGACAGUUAGAUAAAGCCAUUUUCAUUCCAACCCCUUUGCAUAAAUGUUCAAAAAUGUCCAGAGGUUUAUCUGCAGUUUUCCAGAACUCCUGUAAAUUACUUUUAUUUAUUUAUCUAUUAAAAUGAACAAACAAACAA
Molecule: messenger RNA, 814 nt
Organism: Poecilia reticulata (guppy)
Lineage: Eukaryota; Metazoa; Chordata; Actinopteri; Cyprinodontiformes; Poeciliidae
Gene: npb
Product: neuropeptide B
Biological process (GO): feeding behavior; G protein-coupled receptor signaling pathway
Molecular function (GO): G protein-coupled receptor binding
Source: RefSeq, a predicted model, not a curated record